GGAAGACCUACUCAAUGAGACCACCCUCCCACUUCAUUCUUCAGGAGUUCAGGAUGGGAAAGCAGAUGUGAAGUCCCUCAUGGCGAAGUUUAACACAGGGGGCAACCCCAUGGACCAGGUCUCGGUCAACAGCAGGCCCUUCAAGGUCCCGGGCCAAAACUCCCUUUCAGGAGUACAGGCCAAAAAGAACUUAUUCAACAACCAAGGAAAUGCCAGCCCUCCUGCAGGACCGAGCAGUGUGCCCAAGUUUGGGUCCCCAAAGCCCCCUCUGGGGGUAAAACCUUCUUCUGAGGAAAAGCCUGACAAGGAGCCCAAACCUCCAUUUCUAAAGCCGACUGGAGCGAGUCCCAGGUUUGGACCGCAGGCCAACUCGGCCACCAGAGACCCCGAGGUGAAACCGGGAUUUCUGAAAACUGUAGGCCCCAAGCCCAUCGACUUGCACAAAGAAGAUUCCAAACCUGCGGUUCCCCGGCCUCCUGGGAAUAAGCCUUCACUUCACAGUGUAAACCAAGACCAUGACUUUAAGCCACCAGGCCCCAAGCCGGGGUCAAAUCAUCCAGCCCAGGAAAAUGAACCGAAGCAAGUCUUCCCAAAGCUGGCUGCGGCUAAAGGCAAGUUUAUGUCAGCCUCACAAGAUCAGGACCCCAAGCCCCUCUUCCCCAAACCCGUCUUUGGCCAGAAGCCAUCCCUGAAUGCAGAUGACCCCCAGGAAGACGAAAGCCCCACCAAGACUGGGGCUCAACAGAGAGGCCCCCCGGCCCUCCUGGGAGCCAAGGCCAAAGCCGGCCCUUUGAAACCAGCCAGGGACGACCUAGAGAAUAGAGAGCAUGGAGGCGAGACGUCAAGUCUUCCUUUUCCUGGAGUCGUUCUGAAACCUGCUGCAAGCAGAGGGGCCCCAGGCCUCUCCAAAAAUGCUGAAGAGAAAAGAGAAGAUAGGAAGGUAGACGCUGCUAGGCACGUCUUGCUGAGCAAAAUGAAUCUGGAAGAGCCGGCCGCUGGGGCUCCUCCUGCCAAGCUCCUGAAGACACCUUCGAAGCGGACAGUGGCAGGGCCCUGGGGCCAAAGUCAAGAAAAGGAAAAGGAGGACCAGAAUUCAGCCACCCCCAAGCGGAAACCCCUGCCCCCCUUGUUUACCCUGGGCCCCCCUCCACAAAAACCCAGCAGGCCGCCGCACGUUGACCUCACGAAAUUCCGGAAAGCCGCUUCUGGAAACAGUACCAGCAAAGUCCCAACGUCUUACUCAACAACUUCCCUACCACCACCUCCACCAUCCCAUCCGGCCAGCCAGCCACCAUUGCCAGCAUCUCACCCAACACAGUCGCCAGUCCCAAGUCUACCUCCCAGAAACAUUAAAUCUCCCUUAGAUCUCAAAAGCCCUGUAAAUGAAGAAAAUCAAGAUAGUGUCAUACACUUUGAUGGAAUGGGAAAUCUGGAUGAGGAACAAGAGAGUGAAGGAGAAACGUAUGAAGACAUAGAAACAUCCAAAGAAAGAGAGAAGAAAAGGGAAAAGGAGGAAAAGAAGAGAUUAGAGCUGGAGAAAAAGGAACAGAAAGAGAGAGAAAAGAAAGAACAAGAAAUAAAGAAGAAAUUUAAACUAACAGGCCCUAUUCAAGUCAUCCACCAAGCAAAAGCUUGCUGUGAUGUCAAAGGAGGAAAGAAUGAACUGAGCUUCAAGCAAGGAGAGCAAAUUGAAAUAAUCCGAAUCACAGACAACCCUGAAGGAAAAUGGCUGGGCAGAACAGCCAGGGGGUCAUACGGCUAUAUUAAAACAACGGCUGUAGAGAUUGACUAUGAUUCCUUGAAACGGAAAAAAAACUCGCUCGGUGCUCUUUCAUCAAGACCUUUUGAAGAUGACCAGGAAGUAUAUGAUGAUGUCGCAGAGCAGGAAGAUGUUAACAGCCACAGUCAGAGUGGAAGUGGAGGGAUGUUCCCACCUCCCCCAGACGAUGAUAUUUAUGAUGGGAUAGAAGAGGAAGAUUCUGUUAAUGGCUCCACGCUACAGGUUGAAGAGAAGAGUAACACGUGGUCCUGGGGGAUUUUGAAGAUGUUAAAGGGAAAAGAUGACAGAAAGAAAAGUAUACGAGAGAAACCAAAAGACUCUGAGUCAGACAAUGAAGGUUCAUCUUUCCCUUCUCCUCCUAAACAAGUGGACAUGGGAGAUGAAGUUUAUGAUGAUGUGGAUGCCUCUGACUUCCCUGCUCCACCACCAGAGAUGAGUCAAGGAGCCAAGGCCAAGGCAGAAGAAAAAGACCCUAAGAAACUGAAAAAGCAAGAAAAAGAAGAAAAAGACUUCAGGAAAAAAUUUAAAUAUGAUGGUGAAAUUAGAGUCCUCUAUUCCACCAAAGUUGCACCCUACUUAACUUCUAAAAAGUGGGGGAACAGAGAUCUGCAGGUAAAGCCUGGAGAAUCCCUGCACGUUAUACAAAACACAGAUGAUACAAAAGUUCUCUGCAGGAAUGAAGAAGGAAAAUAUGGUUAUGUCCUUCGGAGUUACUUGGUGGACAAUGAUGGAGAGAUUUAUGACGAUAUUGCUGAUGGUUGCAUCUAUGACAAUGACUAGUUCUCAGCUUUGGUCAUUCUGCUAUGUUCAUUUGAUGCCAAUGUGAAGUCUGGGUUUUAAUUGGCCUAUGUUAUCAGGUAUCAUAGAAAAUGAAUGCACAAAACUAGUUAUUACCAUUUGUUAUAAAAUUCUGAUUAUUUUUAUACAUUUUGAGAUUUUGGACUUAGAAAAUGAUUUCUCUGCUUAAUCAACAUCUUGGAAGACUGCAUCAAUGAGAUGUAAGAAAUAUUAAAUACCAGUUCUGCCUCAGCUACAAUUAUGUAAGCACUUCUUUUAGACCAUCAAUAGACAACUCUCCCUUCCUAAAAAAAAAAAAUCAUUUGAGAAAAAAUGGCUGUUGUCUAAAGAAAUAUAAAGAACAACAAAAAUAUAAGGAAGGAAAUUUUUAAACUUUUCAUAAGAAGAAAAACUCUUGUUUAUACUUCUAAUGAUCCUAUCUUAUAUUCUCUAUUCAAAUUAUCUAUCUUUUAAAAGGCAGGGCUGUCUCCACUCUUACUGGUGGGUUAAAUGUUUUCAAAAUUUAUAGUAGUAGCAGAACUUUUGUAUAAAGUUUGUCCCUAUUUGUUAAUUACGAAUAUUUUUUAAUUAUUUGACGAGAAUGUGUGCAAUUAGUAUGCACACCUAAGAUUAAAACUGUAGAAGGGUCUAAAACGUUUUCUUUUUGUAGAUUCAUAUGCUAACCAUAUAAUUCUGUUUAAAGUACUGUUGUAACUAGAGCAAAUAUGAAUGAAGACUACCCUAAAAUUAUGAAGAAUGGAAGAAUGGAGUUCAAAAUUAACUAGCCUUUUAUGGCACCUCUUUACUAUGAAGACUCUUUUAAAGGUUUCUGUUUUUGUUUCUCAAUUACCUCUAUGGAAAAAAAUUUUUAAACCACUUUACUGGAAAGUUGGCCAGCAGAGGAAAUACAAAUUAAUAAACCUUAGCGUUUGGGCUGGGGUGUUUCCUAUUGGUACGUACUCAACCAAAAACAACCCAAAAACAAAAUGUGGAGCAUUUGGGGUCCAAAUGCUAAGAACACUAAACACCACAAUACAAAAUGCAGAAACCUAACACCCAAGAAAAUAGCAUAUUAGGAAAUUUUUUCACAGCUUCCAAAAUAUGAAUUGAGCAAAUCCUAAUGCUGGCUCUGCUACUAAUGAACCAUGAUGUGUUAUUGGAUAAAUUAUUUAUCCUCCUCCUAGUUUUCUCAUCUGCAAAUUUCAGGAUUAGACUAAGUCAAUUUUUCCCGACGUUUUCACUAUCAGUUACCUCAGAUUUCUAUAAUCCUCCCUCUACCCGAGCCCUGUGUUUCAGAAGUUUAGCUGAUUUUUAAAACUCAUUGAUUAAGUAAUGAUUAAUGCAUUAUCCAUGUUUUAAUAUUGCAAAGGCCAAUUGGAGAGUCUAAAGAGUAGCCCCACUGAAUUGAAAUAAUUUCAAGUAAUUGUAAAGGAAGUCAAAGUCUUCAUGUGGGUUAAGUGGGAUUUCUAUUAGGUGCUUUGAAAUUUAAAAAUAGAUCAUCAACUACUAUUGUUCAAUGUAUAUAUUCUGGGGGUCUGAGGCCCCCAGAUUAGAAGUCACUGAUCUCAAAGACCCCCUCCAAUUAUGAAAUAUUUUGAUGUCUACUUUUUGAUAGGGAGAGCCAGUAUUUGCUCACGUGAUGAAUUUAUUUUAAUACUAGAUAAAAUUACAUCAUCCAAAAGUGGUUUUUGUUUGUUACAUUUGGUAACAAAUAUACAAAAUACACUGACAUUAUGUUUCCAGUAAUUUUAUCUUCUGAUUGAGAAUGGUAUAAACUCAAUACAAUGUCAGUUUUUAAAAUUCUAAAUUAUAUCAAGGGAAUCUUUCAGAGUUAUGGUUUAUACACCAAGAAACAGACACGUCUAUGAAAGAUUUAUGUAAUAGACAAUCAUCUUAAUAUAAAAGAAAUAUCUGAAGUAUUAAUUUUAAUAUACUAAAUAUUAUUUCUGUUAUGGUUUUAUGUGAGGAAUUUUGUCGUGUGAGAAGAGCGGGAAAUAAAUAAUACC
Molecule: messenger RNA, 4563 nt
Organism: Balaenoptera musculus (blue whale)
Lineage: Eukaryota; Metazoa; Chordata; Mammalia; Artiodactyla; Balaenopteridae
Gene: FYB1
Product: FYN binding protein 1
Exons: 19
Coding region: 80-2560 (826 amino acids)
Biological process (GO): T cell receptor signaling pathway; protein localization to plasma membrane; integrin-mediated signaling pathway
Cellular component (GO): plasma membrane
Molecular function (GO): lipid binding; protein binding
Source: RefSeq, a predicted model, not a curated record